AUGGUGGAAGAGAAGAAACCCGGAAACGAAACACUGGUUAAUCAACAGCUAAAAGAUUUGUUACUACAAGCAUCAGAGCUUGUCCCUAUUGCUUGGGGCAAAGCAAGAACAGUGAAAACUUUCUCCAGCAGGUGGAGAGUGAUCAUAUCAAGAUUAGAGAAGAUACCGACAUGUUUAUCAAACUUGUCUACCCAUCCUUGCUUCUCCAAAAACACCCUCUGCAAAGAGCAGCUUCACGCGGUCUUACAAAACUUGAAAGAAACUAUCCUGCUCGCCACUGUAUGCGUGCAAGAGAAGCAAGAAGGGAAACUGAAGAUGCAGAGUGAUCUCGACUCUCUUUCUGCGAGAAUCGAUCUUAGUUUGAAAGAUUGUGGACUGCUGAUGAAAAGAGACGUUCUCGAAGAAGUUACACAAUCAAUUCAAGACUUGGAAACGUUCAGCGUCAGAGAGCUGCUUGCCCGGCUUCAGAUAGGUCGCUUAGAGUCAAAAAUCAAGGCCCUUGAGCAGCUAGUCGAGGUAAUGAAAGAUGAUGAAAAAGCGGUUAUAACCGCUUUGGUUCGGACCGAUGUCGCGUCUUUGGUGAAGCUUUUGACAGCCACUUCGCUUAGUGCAAGAGAGAACGCUGUGACUGUGAUCUGCUCUUUAGCGGAAUCAAGCCAAUGCGAGAACUGGCUUGUCUCAGAGAACGCAUUGCCACCAUUGAUAAGGCUGCUCGAAUCCGGAAGCCACGUUGCUAAUGAGAAAGCUGUUAUGUCGUUGCAGAGAUUGUCGUUUUCAUCGGAGACAUCGCGUUUGAUUGUUGGACACGGAGGGGUUAGUCCGUUGAUCAAGAUUUGCAAAACAGGGGACUCUGUUUCUCAAGCUGCUUCCGCUUGUACUUUGAAGAACAUUUCCUCUGUUCCUGAAGUAAGACAGAACCUUGCGGAAGAAGGAAUCGUUAAAGUGAUGAUAAACAUGCUUAACUGCGGAGUUCUGAUGGGAUCUAAAGGACACGCAGCCGAGUGUCUUCAGAAUCUCACUUCCAGCAACGAAGCUCUUCGAAGAUUGGUUAUAUCAGAGAAUGGGGUUCAAACUCUGCUCGCUUACUUAGACGGACUUCUCCCUCAAGAACCUGGAGUUGCGGCUAUUAGGAAUCUCGUUGGCUCUGUUUCUGUUGAGACUUACGUCAAGAUCAUCCCAAGUUUAGUCCAUGUUCUUGAAUCAGGAUCAACAGGAGCGAAGCAAGCGGCUGCAUUGACUCUCUACAGGAUGGCUACAUCAAAUGAGACAAAGAGAAUGAUCGGUGAGUCAGAUUGUAUCCCUUUGCUGUUAAGAAUGCUGGAAGCUAAAGAGAAUGGAGCUAGAGAGGUUGCUGCUCAAGCUAUAGCGAGCUUGGUUACUGUUCCAAGGAACUGCAGAGAAGUGGAGAGAGAUGAGAAGAGUGUGAUGAGUCUUGUGUUGCUGCUUGAGCCUAGUCCGAGCAAUUCAGCCAAGAAGUAUGCGGUUUUGGUUUUGGCGGCUCUGUGUUCGAGCAGGAAGUGUAAGAAGCUGAUUGUUUCUGGUGGCGCUGUUGGUUAUCUGAAGAAGUUGUCGGAAGUGGAGGUUCCUGGUUCGAAGAAGCUUCUUGAGAGGAUUGAGAAAGGGAAACUGAAAAGUUUCUUUAGUAGGAAGUAGAGA
This is a messenger RNA of Raphanus sativus (radish), 1656 nucleotides long. RefSeq lists its product as uncharacterized. Gene Ontology annotation, molecular function: protein binding. NCBI's taxonomy places the organism in Eukaryota, Viridiplantae, Streptophyta, Magnoliopsida, Brassicales, Brassicaceae. The record is from RefSeq and is a predicted model, not a curated record.